Messenger RNA from Xenopus laevis (African clawed frog), 3734 nucleotides. RefSeq names its product nuclear factor of kappa light polypeptide gene enhancer in B-cells 2 S homeolog (gene nfkb2.S). Lineage: Eukaryota; Metazoa; Chordata; Amphibia; Anura; Pipidae. Gene Ontology annotation, biological process: signal transduction; regulation of transcription by RNA polymerase II; regulation of DNA-templated transcription. Gene Ontology annotation, molecular function: DNA-binding transcription factor activity, RNA polymerase II-specific; DNA binding; DNA-binding transcription factor activity. Bases 289 to 3168 code for a protein of 959 amino acids. The transcript has 22 exons. The record is from RefSeq and is a predicted model, not a curated record. Gene Ontology annotation, cellular component: nucleus; cytoplasm.
CCUCAGUCGCUCCAACUUUCCUGGGGCAGGUUCCCCUUUGCUCCUUUUAUGUUUUUCGUUUUUGGUGCCUACGCGCUGUAGAUUUUUCGUUUUUCCCCUGAAUUUCUCAACAGCUCACUGUUGCUCAUUUCCUGUAAGCGGGAUUCAGUCUGAAGAAGGGGACCCCGAGAUGUCUGCACGUCAGUGACUAUGCUGCUUGUCUGGAGGAAGUUCAUCUGAAAUACGACCCUCUUAUUUCUCUAUUAAGCGAUAUACGGCGGCACUGUAUCGAGGCCAGGAAACUCCUCCAUGAUGUCUGCUCUGAAGAUAGAAAACUUCGAUCCGUAUUCCUGUAAUGGUAUUGAAGAUAGAAAUGGUAUGGGCUAUUCUACAGCAUUGCUGAACCCUAUAGUUCUAGGGCAGGAUUUGGCUAAUGUGGCUUAUCUUUCUAUUAUCGAACAACCCAAGCAGCGAGGUUUUCGUUUUCGCUAUGUGUGUGAGGGGCCAUCACACGGAGGACUUCCUGGAGCAUCCAGUGAGAAAGGAAAGAAAACAUUUCCUACUGUAAAAAUAUUUAAUUAUGUUGGAAUGGCCAGGAUUGAAGUGGACCUGGUAACACACACAGACCCACCACGAGUUCAUGCUCACAGCCUUGUGGGAAAACAUUCCAACGAAACUGGAAAUUGUAUAGUGACUGUAGGACCUGAAGACAUGACAGCUCAAUUUAACAAUUUGGGCAUUGUACAUGUCACCAAGAAGAGCCAGACUGAGAUCUUGAAAGAAAAGAUGAAGCGAAAUAUUUUAAGAAACACAGGAAGAAACACACUCACAGAAGUGGAAGAACGAAAAAUCGAGCAGGAAGUUAAAGACCUGAAGAAAGUUACAGAUUUGAGCAUUGUGCGACUCAAGUUUACGGCCUACCUGCCUGACAGUAAUGGUGCCUACACCCUUGCCUUGCCACCAGUUAUUUCAGAUCCCAUCCAUGACAGCAAAUCUCCAGGGGCAUCAAACCUGCGCAUUUCACGAAUGGACAAAACUGCUGGCUCUGUUAAAGGAGGCGAUGAAGUGUAUUUGCUCUGUGAUAAGGUUCAAAAAGAUGACAUAGAAGUGCAGUUUUAUGAAGAUGAUGAAAAUGGAUGGCAUGCCUUUGGAGAUUUUGCACCAACAGAUGUUCAUAAACAGUAUGCAAUAGUGUUCCGGACCCCACCAUACCACACACAGAAGAUUGAUCGCCCAGUUACUGUGUUUUUACAGUUAAAACGCAAAAAGGGAGGGGAUGUCAGUGAUUCCAAACAGUUCACCUACUAUCCCCUGGAACAAGAUAAAGAAGAAGUGGAGAGAAAGCGAAGGAAAGAUCUCCCAACUUUCAAUAACCAUUUCUAUGGUGGUGGAUCUCCCAUGGGUGGUGCUGGAGGAGGUUCUUCUUUCGGCCAAGGAGGAGGGAGCAAUAUAAACUAUCAAUACACAGGAAUGAAUUCUGCAUUCUACAUGAGCUCACCUGCUGGUGGAGGCUACCAUAGCAGUGGGCAUAUGAUGAAGCAUUGCUCAGCAACAAACUCUUCUGAGAAAAACCAGCAGCCAUCUAUAAGCAUCAAGAAAGAGGGGGAAGAGGCAUCUGCAUGUUCCCAAACAGACAGCGCUACAACUGCACAGAAAGAAGCCCAGUGCCAAAUGAUUAUGCGUCAAGCAAAUCUUAGGAUGCUUUCCCUCACUCAGCGCACCUCUAGGGCUUUGUUGGAUUACGCAACCACUGCCGACCCUCGCAUGCUGUUAGCUGUCCAAAGACAUUUAACAGCGACACAAGACGAAAACGGAGACACGCCACUACAUCUUGCAGUCAUACAUGGACAGUCUUCCGUCAUUGAGCAGCUGGUGCAAAUCAUUUUGAGCAUCCCAAAUCAACAGAUUCUUAACAUGAGUAAUCACCUUCAACAGACUCCUCUGCACCUUGGAGUAAUCACCAAACAAUAUAGUGUGGUGGCUUUCCUUCUGAAAGCAGGGGCAGAUCCCACCAUCCUUGACCGAUAUGGAAACUCAGUUUUGCAUUUGGCUGUACAGUCUGAAGAUGACAAGAUGCUUGGUGUCCUGCUGAAAUAUCCAUCUGUAGGUCAAAAGAAUCUGAUAAACAUGCCAGAUUACCACGGUUUAUCCCCAGUUCACUGGUCAGUUAAAAUGAAAAAUGAGAAAUGUUUGGUGCUGUUGGUAAAAGCUGGAGCAAAUGUCAAUUCUGCAGAGAGGAAGAGUGGAAAAUCCCCUCUCCAUAUUGCUGUUGAAAUGGACAAUCUAAAUUUGGCUGUUUUUUUGGUGAAGAAGUUGCAUGCUGACAUUAAUGCUAAGACCUAUGGAGGAAACACACCCCUGCACCUUGCUGCCAGUCGUGGGUCUCCAAUGCUGACCAGGAUGCUUGUCAAUGAAGGAGCCAAUGUUCUUUCAGAGAAUGACGAACCUGUAAAUAAGUUACCAUCCUGUAACAGUGAUACUUCUGAGAGUGACUCUGAUGUGCAAAUGGACACAGAUUCAGACCACCACGGGGACUCUGAUACAGACAGCAGCACAGCCGUGGACUCUGAAUGUGAGCACAGUGCAGAGGAGAUGCACAGGAGGGAACAAAGGAAUAUCAGACCACACUGUGCCAUGAAGAGACGAUAUUCAGGUCACACUGCUCUAGACCUAACAAAAAGCCAGAAGGUGCGAGAUAUUCUGUCUAAACACACGCCUGGCAGCGCAUCAUGGAAGCAGAAAGGACCAGAGCCAGUAAACGUUCUUGCUUUGGAAACCAACACAGUACAGCGUCUUGAGAAGCUUUUAAACGAAGGUCAGACUGGGGCAGACUGGACAGAACUCGCCUCAAGACUGAGAUUGCAGAGUUUAGUAGAAACCUAUAAGAACACGUCCUCCCCUACCGAGAGUCUCCUGCGCAACUAUGAACUUGCUGGCGGCAAUCUUAAAGAACUGAUUAACACUCUUCAGUCGAUGGGAUUGAAUGAAGGAGUAGAACUGCUGUGUAAAUCAGAAACCUAUGCAAAACAUCACAGUCCAGCAGAGUCAAAGAACGACAGCGCUUAUGAAAGUCAGUCGAUGGAGGUGGAUCAAUCGUCAGGAAAUCUGAUGGAUGAUUCUCAGAAACAGACAAUUCCAGUUUCUGCAGCAGAACUUUGCCCAACCACAGAGCCAACUAUUGGACAGUAAGGGCCAAUCACUGAGCAAUCACUGUGUUUGCUGGAGAAAAGUGCCUGGAUCUGUGACAUUAGCUUGUGUAAGCUUGGUGCCUUCAUCUGUCUCACCCUGUGCGGAACUGCUGUGUCAUUUGGACUAUAAUGUUUUUUUAGUAAAAGAUGAGAAACUGCCUUUUUCUAAUGCUUGGCUGUUUGUAGCUUGGUUUAGCAGUAGUAACCAGGAUAAUACUAGAAAAUAUUAAGAGAAUAAAAAGGUUUUUUAAUAACCUUAGGUGCGAAAUCCGAGUGAAAUCUAUAUUCACACUUUGAUAAAUAUGCCCCUUAAAAUCCAAGAGAAUCAAGGAAAUCUGGAAAACUCUUGUUUUCACUCUCCGAUGAAUAUGCCCUUCUGCAUGAAAAUGGACGCACUAAUCAGUAAUAGGGUUUCAACUUCUGCGGGUGCUUUUUCUUUUCUCGAGUAAUGUUUUUAUUUUUUUUUAAUUGUUUUUUUUCCGUGUGGUUCUGUCCAUCUUUGCCUUUACUAUUAUAUGUACUAUGUAAAUGUUUUAUUUUUUAUUACAAAUAAAUGUAAUUUAGUCA